Molecule: messenger RNA, 1478 nt
Organism: Mauremys reevesii (Reeves's turtle)
Lineage: Eukaryota; Metazoa; Chordata; Testudines; Geoemydidae
Exons: 4
Coding region: 72-1394 (440 amino acids)
Molecular function (GO): Hsp70 protein binding
Source: RefSeq, a predicted model, not a curated record
GGCAGCCCCCGGCCAGGCAGGGGCUGGGCUCUGCAGUGUGACGUGAAACCAGAGCGAGGUGCGGUGUGGCUAUGACCCAGCCAGCGGCACAGGCUCUUCCGACACAGGCAGUUGUAUCCCUCAACUUGGGAGAAGGCUUCUGCGUCUCUUCCACCUCUACCAAGUUCAUCAAUGGCAAAUGCAUCACAACAAAAAGGACCGUGGCGAAUAGGCAGGAGCAGGCAGAUGUUGAAGGAGACGGAGAGCUGAAAUCUGUUCGUGUUAACGGGGUGGCUGUUGACAAGACAUACAAACGAGCAGCAGGGACUGACUCUCACGCUGGGCCUAUGGACCCUCGCCCUGGGCCCCACACAUCUUGUCAGAGGCAAAAGAAGCCACACCCCAGAACCAGAUGCAAGUCAGCCUCUGGUGACAAGCUGCUGGCUGGAAAGAACAGGCCCCGAGCCAGGCCAAGCUUACCACAGGAGGGAAGCAGCAUACCACUGGCCAAGGGAACCACAGCACCCGCCCGGGAGAGCAAGUCACAGGCUGAAAGGAGCACACCAGGGACUGGGGACAGUGCUCCGCAGGCCAGGGAGAGCGGGUAUGAGCCAUAUCCGGGAGCUGAGACGCAUGCCGGAAGGAGUGAAUUGCAUGCUGGGAGGAAAGAGUUGCAUGCCAAACUCAAAUUAGCUCCCAGGUACAAGGGGUCACCAGCUGGGAGGAACCCGUCGCGUGACAGAUGCCACAGAGCAGAGGCCGGGUGGCUAGAGUCGGCUGCUGGGUGUGAGGAGCUGGAUCCUGGGUGGAAUGAACUACCUGAUGAUUGGAAGAGUCUCCCACAAAGUGGAAGCUGGUUGCUGCUGGGUGGAAUGAAUUGGCAGCCAGAUACAAGUCAGGUCCCGGCUGGGACGGAGAAGAGGCUCCAGGAUCAAUUCUUUGGGACAGCGUGUCUAACGCGCAUGACGCUCCUGGUGGGAGAGAGUCCGCUGCCAAGUGUAACAAGGACAUUCCCAAGAGGAACCAAUCGGCUGCUAGAUGGAAAGAGACAAGUCCUGGGGGAAACCAGACAUUUGCCUAGGUGGCCAAGCCAACCCCUGGGCAGGCCAGGCCAGCUCCAGUGUCAUACAACUCCACCCGUGGGCAAAAGCAGCUGGCUGCAGGGUGGAGCGAGAUGGAUAUGGGAUGGGAUGAAUAAGUUGCCCAGUGGAACAAGCCAGCUCUUGGAUGCAAUCAGUCAGCUCCAGAGUGGGGUGAAUCAGCUGCCCUGCAAAAUGAGUCCGCUCCCAGAUAUAAUCAGUCAGUCCCAGGGUGGAACGAGCCAGCUCCCAGACAGAAGCAGUCCUGAUGUUUCGUCCUCUGAUUCCAGCUGUUCCCAUACCCAGCUUCACCCCAGGGAAGGGAGAAUGCCGUGAAUGCUGGGACCCACUGGGAAAGAGGUUUCCUAGGGGCAUUGGCCUGUGGGCAAGCAGCUGUUCAAUAAAGGACAGGACCAGGGC